Gongylonema pulchrum is the source of this 1572-nucleotide messenger RNA. Lineage: Eukaryota; Metazoa; Nematoda; Chromadorea; Rhabditida; Gongylonematidae. The record is from the annotation of a GenBank genome assembly.
AUGAUUCUCGUUGGUCCUGCGCGAAAAUCGAGCCGUUCCGCUGCUGUUUUUCCACUGAUGGCACUGCUGGUGCUCCAGAUGCUGCUGAAUCACAAGCAGAAGCAAGAACUGUCCCAGCCGUCCAGGAUUCAGGUAAAGUCUCUUUCUCUCAGCAACUCCAGUGUGGAUCGCAACGACUUGAUAACUCAUUAUCAGUGUGAUUGGCAUCGCCAUAAUUUGCGUCGUAUGCUGCAAGGCCGUCCACUGCUAACCGAGGAUGAAUUCGAGCAAAAAAUAUCGGAUGAUGAUGAAGUGAGUUCAUUGGAUUCGGACAGUGAUGACGACGACGACGAUGGUGGUGAUUUGCCGUUGGCCGAAGGAUCGCAUGCAUAUUUUGUAAGUGAUAACGAAGUUUUUUCGAUAUAUCGAUGUAUUUUGCGGCACAAUGAAACGAUUUCCUCGGAUUUGUUCAAGCGCCCAUUGGAUUGCACCAUUUUGCUACUUGCUGGUGGACAUUUUUCUGGUGGUAUUUAUAAAAAUGACGUUUUAAUAACCCAUAAAUGCUUUCAUCGUUAUGUUAUUCGAGCAAAACAAGGAAGUUUGCAAUCAGCAUCGGAUGCACGUGGAAGCAAAUCAAAAAGCUCAGGCGCUUCAUUGAGGAGGCAUAAUGAAAGAGCACUGUGUAAUGAAAUACAACGUUUACUGGCCAGUUGGUCUGAUCAUUUUGAAGAAACCCCACUUAUCUUUCUACGCUGCUCAACAGUACAGAGGCAAAUUUUCUUUGAAAAAUCAAAAAAUUUUCAUCUGGAGAAAAGUGAUGAUCGUAUUCGGGCAAUACCGUUUGAAACACGUCGACCAACUUUAGAGGAGUUGAAGCAAACAUGGUUGAGGCUUAAAUUACUGGCAAGGAAAAUGAUACGCAAAAAAAGAAGGCGUCUGUUUCGGCGUAAAAUCAGAGAAAGCGUAAGUGGCGGCGGUCGAUUGAGUGAAGAAGCAUCAUCAUCUGAAUCAGCUGAAGUCGAAGAAUGUGCGACAGAUCGAUCCAAAUCCAACCAAAAUCGUAUGCCGGAAAGGCGAAAGUAUCGGGCGGCAGACGAAAAUGAAAUCUUGAACAGCUCAGAAAUUCAGUCAAUCUACGGUGCAGUUCGUUUGAAUUCCGUCUCAGCUUUACGUCAACUGUUGGAUGAAAAUGAAGCGAAAAAAGAGAAUUUGCUGAAAUAUAUUCGAGAAAAUAGGUUUCCACCGGAUGGCUCAACUCUGCUGCACCUCGCUUCCAGAAGAGGCUUCGUGGAAAUUAUAAGUCUGGCGCAGAAUCGUGCCGUUCGUCAAGCUUUCAGUCGAUUUCGGUCCGAACAUCCGAAUGCAUUCAACUGGAAAAUCAGUCAAAUACCUGAAAUUGUGGAGCCGAGUGAAGAAUAUUUAGCUGCAAAGAAGCAAAUUCAAAGGGAAAAGAAGAAACAGCUUGUAUCGUUCCCAUUUGUGUGCGGUUCCGUUUUGAAUGUGACGCCGUUUGAAUACGAUGAUUGCCGUUUCUGUUCACUUCCAUGUUUGAAGCAACAUCGACAGCAGAAUCCAGCCCGACUUCCUCCAUGA